Molecule: messenger RNA, 1164 nt
Organism: [Torrubiella] hemipterigena
Lineage: Eukaryota; Fungi; Ascomycota; Sordariomycetes; Hypocreales; Clavicipitaceae
Source: the annotation of a GenBank genome assembly
ACCGAUGUCGCAACAUUGCCAACAACUUGACAUCUCGCUCUUCUACUCGGCAUGAACACCUGGCGACACAUCUUGAAACCUGCAUCUAUUCUGUUCAAACGAACCCCUACUACCGCCUUCGCAAACCGCCAACAACUACAGAUCUUCCGCCGCGCCAUGUCGUCGUCUGUUCUCAAGCAGUCCGUCAAGCUUGCCUGCGUGCAGCUUGCAUCGGGUGCUGAUAAAGCCGCAAAUCUCGCACGCGCCGCCGAACAAGUCAGCAAGGCAGCCAAGUCUGGAUCCAAGAUUGUUGUUCUGCCAGAAUGCUUCAACUCGCCGUACGGUUGUGACUUUUUCCCAAGCUAUGCCGAAGUCUUGCAGCCAUCGCCCCCAACACAAGAGGCGGCUCCCUCAUUCCACGCCCUUGCUGAGAUGGCGCGAGCAAAUGGUGUAUACCUUGUUGGAGGAUCGAUCCCGGAGCUGAACCCCGAAAACAAGAAGUACUACAACACUUGCUUGGUGUUUGAUCCCCAGGGAAAGCACAUCAGUACUCAUCGCAAGGUGCAUCUGUUCGAUAUUGAUAUCCCAGGAAAGAUCAAGUUCAAGGAGUCUGAUGUGCUGAGCCCAGGAAACAAGGUAACUCUUGUUGACCUUCCCGAGUACGGAUCCAUCGCUAUUGCCAUCUGCUACGAUGUACGCUUCCCCGAGCUCGCCAUGGUUGCUGCCCGUAAAGGAGCCUUUGCCUUGGUUUACCCCGGUGCGUUCAACCUGACCACUGGCGACCUCCACUGGAAGCUCCUGGCCCGUGGACGUGCUAUUGACAACCAGAUCUACGUCGCCAUGUGCAGUCCUGCGCGUGAUAUGACUGCUUCAUACCAUGCUUGGGGCCACAGCAUGAUCGUUGAUCCUAUGGCCAAGGUGCUUGUGGAGGCUGAUGAGAAAGAGACUAUUGUGGAAGCUGAGCUCUUUGGCGCCAACAUUGAUGAAUCGCGUAGCAACAUCCCUUUAAACACGCAACGCCGAUUCGAUGUGUAUCCUGACGUCAGCGCCAGUGGCGUCAGCUUUGAGGAGAACCUUUGAGGAUGAAAAGAGAAUGCUAUACAGUAACCAGCUUUCAAGCUCAACCGGAAUGGUAUCGGGGUAGUAGAGCUAGUGAAUUGUACAAAACAAAAGAAACAGAGGAAA